Molecule: messenger RNA, 1125 nt
Organism: Pipistrellus nathusii (Nathusius's pipistrelle)
Lineage: Eukaryota; Metazoa; Chordata; Mammalia; Chiroptera; Vespertilionidae
Source: the annotation of a GenBank genome assembly
AUGAGCGUCCCGGCCUUCAUCGACAUCAGCGAGGAGGACCAGGCUGCUGAGCUUCGAGCUUAUUUGAAAUCUAAAGGAGCUGAAAUUUCAGAAGAGAACUCAGAAGGUGGACUUCAUGUAGAUUUAGCUCAGAUUAUUGAAGCUUGUGAUGUAUGUUUGAAGGAAGAUGAUAAAGAUGUUGAAAGUGUGAUGAACAGCGUGGUAUCCCUCCUGUUGAUCUUGGAGCCAGAAAAGCAAGAAGCUCUAAUCGAAAACCUCUGUGAAAAGCUGGUCAAAUUUCGGGAAGGUGAACGUCCAUCUCUGAGACUGCAGUUGCUAAGCAACCUUUUCCAUGGGAUGGAUAAGAAUACUCCUGUAAGAUAUACAGUAUAUUGUAGCCUCAUUAAAGUGGCAGCAUCUUGUGGGGCCAUCCAAUAUAUUCCAACUGAGCUGGAUCAGGUUAGAAAAUGGAUUUCUGACUGGAAUCUUACCACUGAGAAAAAACACACCCUCCUACGGCUACUUUAUGAGGCACUUGUGGAUUGUAAGAAAAGUGAUGCCGCUUCAAAAGUCAUGGUAGAAUUGCUAGGAAGUUACACGGAAGACAAUGCUUCCCAGGCUCGAGUUGAUGCCCACAGGUGUAUUGUCCGAGCAUUGAAAGAUCCAAAUGCAUUUCUUUUUGACCAUCUUCUUACUUUAAAACCAGUCAAAUUUUUGGAAGGCGAGCUUAUUCAUGAUCUUUUAACCAUUUUUGUGAAUGCUAAAUUGGCAUCAUAUGUCAAAUUUUAUCAGAAUAAUAAAGACUUCAUAGAUUCACUUGGACUACUACAUGAACAAAAUAUGGCAAAAAUGAGACUACUUACUUUUAUGGGAAUGGCAGUGGAAAAUAAAGAAAUUUCUUUUGAUACAAUGCAACAGGAACUUCAGAUUGGAGCCGAUGAUGUUGAAGCAUUUGUUAUUGAUGCCGUGAAAACAAAAAUGGUCUACUGCAAAAUUGAUCAGACCCAGCGAAAAGUAAUUGUCAGUCAUAGCACACAUCGGACAUUUGGAAAACAACAAUGGCAGCAACUGUAUGACACACUUAAUGCCUGGAAACAAAACUUGAACAAAGUGAAAAACAGCCUUUUGAGUCUUUCCGAUACCUGA